This is a messenger RNA of Fusarium vanettenii 77-13-4, 1230 nucleotides long. RefSeq lists its product as uncharacterized. The record is from RefSeq and is a predicted model, not a curated record. The transcript is spliced from 2 exons. NCBI's taxonomy places the organism in Eukaryota, Fungi, Ascomycota, Sordariomycetes, Hypocreales, Nectriaceae. The coding region runs from base 1 to 1230 and encodes 409 amino acids. Gene Ontology annotation, molecular function: protein dimerization activity.
AUGCCUCGACCGGGCCUCCCACUCACACCAGGUUCUUCAUCCGACAUCAAGGGCAAGGACGGCACUCAACAACUCGCCUCCUUCCAGCUCUCCUUCGAGUUGCCGCCCCCAGCUAUCCAUGAUGCGUCUCGCAUCUCCCCCACAGCCUCAUCAUCUCGCGUCUCACCCACCGAUACCAAGUCACACCCACUAGUCACCACCUCCCCCGGGGCAACAUUUCCCAUGCAGCCAGCCGAGACCGUAAAGGCGCGCCGCCGCUCUUCCGCUGCCAAGGAAGCGAAGGAGAGCUCGUUCGCCCUACCACCUCCCCCAACACGAUCCCGGAAAAUCAUCCAGAUGAAGCCUCGAGCGCAGGACACCGGUGGCGACAAUGGUGCUGGUAAGGAGAAAUCAAAGAAGGGUUCAGCAGGGACCAAGAACACAACCGCAGCGACAAACUCAAAAACAACUGGUUCGACAGCUGGAGAUGUCGCGGCAGACGAGAAGGGCAAGAAGAAGCAACCCAGUGCCACGAGCGCAGCAGGACGAAAAAUCGCGAGAAAGACGGCCCAUAGUUUGAUUGAGCGUCGAAGGCGAAGCAAGAUGAACGAGGAGUUUGCGGUGCUCAAGAAUAUGAUCCCGGCCUGCACUGGAGAUAUGCACAAGCUCUCCAUUCUACAGGCGUCUAUCGAGUAUAUCCGGUACCUCGAAGAUUGUGUGUCCAAGUUAAAGGCACAGCAGGAGGAAGAGAGCGCCCGAACCGAAUCCGGCAGGCAAACGCCCACGGCCCGAGACCGUUUGCCUUCUAUCCGCGAAUUUCAUCCAACGUUUCGAGGCGAUCCAGCUGGCUCUGUGGACGAAGACGUCGAGAUGGAGGAUUCGGAUGUCACAUCGCCUGCCAUGACUGCCAUGCCAGAUCAGCAAACCCGCCAUCCAUCUAUAUCACCAGCCCUACCCCCUCAGGAUUCUCGCCAUCGACACCACUCAUAUUCAUCCGUAUCAACAGACCAUCGGCGGUACAGCUAUAGCGUUUCGGCGGGAACAUCGCCGGCAUUUGGUCCGCAAGUGUUUGGGGCACCAUCAUACAGCCGUGGUGAUGCUUCGGCGCCAACCUCAGCCCUGACGAGCCCAGCACUUGACCCCCAGAGCGAGCUUGACCAAGAGGCCAUGGCUGCUUUGUUGAUGCUGAAUAAUGAUCGUCGAGACUCCAAGGGGCGGGGGCUGUCAGUGCGUGAUCUCCUCAGCACAUGA